AUGCUUGUGACAAUGAAAUUUUUGAUUGCCUUGUUUGCUCUCGUCUGCUUCACCGCCAUGAUGUUGGAAUCCACAAACGCAUCUCCAAUUCAAGAUUCUGCUGAAUCCAAGGACAUUUGUUGUUUCGGUUGCGUCAAUUGCAAGACUGAACUCAACAAAACUAAGGACAUUUGUUGCGACGUCUGCUACAUUUGCAAGGAUCAUGAAGGAGUUAUUCAGUCAGAUGGAUCUAAUAUGAUAAUCAUGAAGAUCUACAUCGCAUCCACGCUGAUCUUAGUCGCAAUAUUUGCCUCGUCCGAAAGCAAAAACGUGAAUUUGCCAGCAGCAAAAUGCUUGGGUUGCAUCGAUGAAUUUUGUCCCACGACCAAAAGCUGUUUCCAAGCUUGUGAAAUCGGAAACUGGGAUGCGUGUUUUUCCUGUCUCAGUUCGACAUGUGAAAUUUGCGAUCCGAUGUGCUACCAACAAGUUGAUUAUCAUGACGACGAUCGCACUUGCCCGGACUGGUGCAUGGACCUCGGCGAAUGCAUUUGCUGUGCCAUUUGUGGCUAAUUUCACGAAACGACGCGGUGUUGAGGAUUAAACGAAUAUUCGGCAGAAA
Notodromas monacha is the source of this 598-nucleotide messenger RNA. NCBI's taxonomy places the organism in Eukaryota, Metazoa, Arthropoda, Ostracoda, Podocopida, Cyprididae. The record is from the annotation of a GenBank genome assembly.